Molecule: messenger RNA, 7682 nt
Organism: Macrosteles quadrilineatus (aster leafhopper)
Lineage: Eukaryota; Metazoa; Arthropoda; Insecta; Hemiptera; Cicadellidae
Product: myosin-2 heavy chain
Exons: 47
Coding region: 304-7533 (2409 amino acids)
Source: RefSeq, a predicted model, not a curated record
CCCGGUGCAAACGACAAACCCAAAUUAGAGGGAAAUGGGCACGGGAUAGCCCCCAUAACAAGAGGUACUCACUGAAAUAUCUUUUGAUUUCUGAGUUGUAAAUAUGAGCCCGUUUGUAUAUACGGAGAUUUACAUGCGUUUUUACUAUGCUUCUCUUUAAUAUAUCUUCCCAAAUGUUUUUACAUGAGGUGGACAAUUAUUUUGUGUUUGUGUAGACUAGUUGACUGUGGUGUUUAGUGAAAAUGUUUUCAAGGAAGGGCCUUUCCUGUUCAUGACCGGAAGAGGAAAUUAGGGUGAGACAGAAUGCAGCACAUCAAGGGGAAGGGUGAUCCGCUGUGUCCUCUGGGCUUUCACCCCCAGGUGCGGUGGCCCACGCGGUGUAAGAGAUGCUUCAGGGACUACAAAGAGCACGGAAAUAAAAAAGAUGGCAGCAUAUCACUGCGUCGGGAUGAGACAACUGUUUCUUCACCUAGCUUGUCUUCAUGGGCAACCAAGGGCCGAGAUGACAGUAGAUCAUCAGACAGUUUCAGCUCCAGAUCCUGGACGAGCUCCUCCAACCUCAAUCUCAGCUCCUCCGACCUCUCUAGCAAGAAGACAGAGGAAGCUCCUUCCAGCAGGACGGGUUUCAGCCAAGCAGCAUCGUCUUGGACUUCAUCACCGAACCUGGCUAACAUGAAGGAGGAUAGUUCGACUCCGACAGUCAGCUUUACCCUGCGCAGACGACCCUCCGUGGAAACCAGCCAGGAGGACCAAGAAUUUGAAGAUUUUUUGAAGGACUACCGGAGAACGCAGUACACUGUCAGACGACGCACCAGUGGAUCCAACUUGACAGCCACAAGUCCGACAACUGAAACUCCGUCUCGUAGCUUCACUCGGAGCUCCGUAUCUCGAGAGUCACCCUCCCCUGCUGAAAGAGUACGGACUUCCCCUUCCCCUUCCGAGAGAGUCCGUACUUCCCCUUCCCCCAUCUCCGACAGGUUCCGUACAUCACCUUCUCCUGCUCCAGAGAGAACUCGAGAGAGGACCUCUACAACAGAGAGACCAAAAGUCACGCCUUCGACACAUUCAAAUUCCUCCGAUGUUGAAUUUUUAAUUAAGUUAAAAUCGUCCAAGCCACCCAUUCCUCCUAAGAAGUCCACUCCGGCUUCUACUAAGAGCAGCUCUAGCUCGUCAUCGGAGAGUGACGAAGAUGAUGUUAGCACUACCGGCACCGAGACCACAGAAACUACUCUGGUUAACGACAAUAGCGAACUGCAGGAACAGAUAGAAAGUUUGAAGCGGGAACUGGAAAUGAUGAAAGCCAGAUGUGAGAGGGUUGAAAGAGAGAAGAGUGACAUUUUGUUGAGAAGACUUGACACGAUAGACUCGACUCGGACAAAGGCUACUGCCUCCGAGACAAUAAAAAUGCAACAAAAGGUAAAUGAACUUCAAUCAACUGUGGAAGAUCUAAGGGAUGACAAGAAGAGCUUAGCGUUGAAAGUAAAGGAACUUGAAGCUGAUUUAGAGAAGACCAAAGAGAUUGCAGUUGUAGAGAAAGAAGCUGAAGCUUUACGUGCAAAACUUCAUGCAGCUGAGACUCUCUGUGAAGAACUCAUGGAUGAGAAUGAAGACAUGAAGAAAGAACUGAGAGAUCUUGAGGAGGAGAUGGAUGAAAUGCAAGACAACUUCAGGGAGGAACAAGCUGAUGAAUAUACAUCCUUGAAAAAGGAACUUGAACAAUCAAAUAAAAAUUGUAGAAUACUCUCUUUUAAAUUGAGAAAAUCCGAGAGAAAAGCUGAAGCUUUAGAGGCUGAGAAGCUAGAAGCUGAGAAGAAAUGUAGAGAGUUGGCUGGAGGACAGUCAGGUUUGGACAAAGCUGAGAGGAUAAGACAUCUUGAACAGGAACUCGCUAGAUCCAAUGAGGUGGCGAAGAGACUGCAGGCUGAUCUAGAAGAGGCCAAGAAAUCGCAGCCUGCCAAUGGUGCAACUAAGAAAAAAGCUCCGAUGCUGAGUGUAAUCGGAAAAUCAUCUUCUGGAGAGAAAAUGUCAAGAGAGACUUUAACACGCGGAGGAUCCCAGGAAGAUCCUGUUCAGCUCCUGAGGGACUUGCAGGAUUCCAUGGAAAGGGAGGCUGAUCUACGGGAACAGCUGAGGUUUGCUGAGGAAGAGAUUUUUCAGCUGCAAACGAGAAAGCAGAAAAUUGUCAUCUCAAGAAAGGCACCACCAUUUUUAGAAGAGGAUGUUGGACAAGAGUCGAAUAUAACCUCUGUAAAAACCCAAACAUUGUUGACACGUUUGACGUCUUUAGCUUCUCAAAUGAUAUCUGUACAAACCCAAACGGACAUUUACAAAGAGAGUUCAAGCCAGACAGAACCUUUACAGCGGAAAUCAACAGAAUCUGACAUAGACAUGGAAGAUUCAGUUGAUGAAAUUGGUGUACAAUCAGAUAUUAAAAAUCUCAACUCUGAAGCAUCUAUUUGUUCUGUUUGUAAAAGAAGUAUAUUGUCAGACUGCUUUUCCAAGACCAAUAUUCAAGAUUCAGAAGCUCAAACUGAUUUUUACGCACAAGUUGAAGAGAUUGGUACUCAAACUAUCAGUUCAGAUUUGAAAGACUCUAGCACACAAUCACAAUCAAUAACUCCAUGCUGUAAAGAAAUAAGUAUUCAAACUACUAGCACAGAAUUGAAUGAGGCUAGCACACAAUCUGUUCUUCCGUGCUGUGAUGAAAGAAGUGUUCAAACUACUAGCAGAGAAUUGAAAGAAUCUAGCACACAAUUUAUGAGUCCGUGCUUUAUGGAAAUGAGUACACAAACAGUUUUUGCACAUUUAGAAGUAUGUUUGCAAACAGAUAUUUUAAACCUUGAAGACCGUGUCAUACAAACAGACGAUCAAACCAGCAUAGUAGAAGACAGCACCACUGAAAACAUAAUCUCGAGGGAAACAUUCAGCGAUUGUGAAACACAGACAGAUUUGACAAUUUCCAAUGAAAACAGUUCACAAACUGACACACUCCAUUCAAUUAAAGGUAGAAAGACGAGUCCUACUCCCUCCCGGCUAACACCUGAACCUCCCGUGGAGAAGGAUGAAGGAAUCUCCGAUGAAGAAGAUCCUGCGGAGCUCAGACUGCUUCUUGAACUGAAUGAACAGGAGGCUGCAGUGCUGAGGCGCAAGGUGGAGGAGCUGGAAGGAGUGGAAGAUAUGCUGAAGAGAAAAGUUAAAGAACUUCAGGAAAAACUGACAUCCAAAACUACCUCGGCAAACCGUAGAGAUCUCCUAACAGGAGCUGGUUCCACCAAAGAUAACAUACAUGAGAAGAAAAUAAAGGUCCUUGAAGAAGAAAUGAAUGAACUUCGUAAGAAACUUUUAGACAAGGAGAGAGAAUGUGAAAGACUGAAUACUGAACUUACUUUAACACAAAAGAAACCAAAAACUCUACAAAAAAGCAAGUCUCUUGACUACGAUCAGCAAGCCCUGGACUUGAAGCGGCAACUACAGGUUGUAGAACAAGAAGCGAACGUGCUGCGCAGCCGCAACACGACGUUGGAGACAGAAAACGAGAAGUUGCUGACAGAGAACAAACGGCUGUCUCUGACUCAAGCAAAGAAGUCACCUCUGGAUAGAACUUCUAUAGACACUAAACUGCGCGUUGUUGAACUAGAGAAAAAACUUGAGGAGGCAAAUAAGAAGCUUGCAGAGAAAGGAGACGAUUCCAAAGGCAAAACUGGAAUUGAUGUUAAGAAAACAACCACUUCUACAUCUGAAGUUGAAAAGCUGAAAAAAGAUUUAUUAAAGGCUGAAACUGAGAAGAAUAAACUGAAUGCUGCUCUAACAAGGUUAAAAGAAGAAUCUAUCAUCGAUGUUCUUAAAUUCUAUAAGGAAAGAACACCAAAGAAACCAACUGACAUAACAACAAAACUACAGAUGAAAAAAAUGGUGGAAGAUUUGGAAAGUGAAAUCGGUGAAAUCCUCUCUGCUUUCAAAAAAUGUCACGAGGAAAAGGAAAAAUCUGGUGGUAAUAACAUUCAAAAUAAUGACGUCAGUAAAUUUAAAACUGAAAUUGAUGAAUUAACACGUAAGCUGGAAGAUUAUGACAAAGAAAAGAAAACAUUCCGUGAAGAAAAGGCGAAGUUAGAGAAAUUAUUAAAGACAGCAGAAGAAGAAAAGAAGCAACUAGAUGAAAGUGUUACGAGGAUAACAAGCAAGACUGAACUAGAAAAGAAAGCUUUAAAAGAUGCUAAACUAAAACUGGAAAAAGAAAAGAAAGAAUUGGAAUCCAAGUUGGAAAAAAUGUCAAAAGAUAAAAAUUCCAGUGAACUUACAAAAUCUGAAAUAGAAACUUUAAACAAAAAGAUAGAAAAGCUAGAAAAGGAUCUGAAAGAAGAAAAAUCGAACACUGAAAAACUGAAAUCUGAAUUGGAAGUAGCCAAAACAGCUGGGAAAGAAAACUCACAGCUUUCAAAAGAUUCUGUUGAAAAGACAAAAAAGAUUGUAGAGCUUGAAAAGAAGUUCAAAGAAGCGGAAGAAAAGUUAAAGAAAUCAGAGAAGCUUGUGGCCACAAAGAAAGAGAGGAUAACCAAACUUACAAAGGAGCUGGAUGAUUUCAAAAAAGAAAAAUCAGAAGAAUUGGAAAAUUCUACCAGUGAAAAGGAUUCUAUAAAAAGCGAUUUGAACAGAUUGGAAGACAAGGUGAAGCAGCUUCAAGAUGAUAUAAGUAAUAAGAACAGUCUCAUUGAAACAUUGGAGGGUAACUUGAGGAAGGAGAGAGAGAGAGCGACUGAUGCUACUGUGAAGGCUGGCUCUGCUGCGAGUCGAGAAAUCAACCAACUUCGCGAAGAGCUCACUCAAGCCAAGGCUAACUUGCAAGAGCUUAAGGGAAAGUUAACAAAGGUAGAAAAUGACAAAAAUGAUUUGGGAAAGUCAGCAAAAGAAACAGAAAUCAAACUGGAAAAAGAAAUCAAGAGUUGGGAAUCAAAGGUAUCAGAUCUCGAGCUUGAACUGCAGACUACUAGGAAAGCAUCAGAAAAAUUGAAAGCUGCCCAUGAAAAAGAACUUAAGCUAAAAGAAGAAGAGCUUUCCAGUGCUAAAGACAAGAUAAAGCAAGCGGGAGGCAAAAAGGUGGCAGACACAAAGUUAGAAUAUCAAGCUAAGAUUGAUAAAUUAGAGCUGGCAUUGUCAAGUGAAAAGAGGGAGUAUGAUGAUUUAACAGCAAAAUAUGAACAGUUGGAAGAGGAACACGUAGUAAUGAAGUCAAAACUUGUUAUGGAGAAGGAAACGGUUCAGGCACAACUUCUCAAAGUUCAACAGGAUUUGGAUUCAACAAAUGAAAAGUUGGAAUCGUUAAAGGAGAGUACUGAAACUAAAGAAAAGUUAUGGAAGAAAGAAAAGAGCACCCUUGAGGAGAAAAUCCAAGGCCUUGAGAAGAAGGUGAAGUCAGGCAGUGAUUCAGCGGAAACUUGGGUUCUGGAGAAGAAUCGGUUGAAUGCAAUCAUAGAUGAGAAGGGCUCUAUCAUUGAACAGUUGAAGAAAGAACAGCAGAAUCAGUUGGAGCAGAUAGAUCAUAUGCAUAAGGAGAUUGAGGAAUACCGCAAGAAAAUGGAAGAUUACGAGAGACUCGCCAAUUCACAGAGAAACAUGUCAGCAGAGCAGGCUGAUAAGGAAAGAGAAAUCAAAGAUCUCAAGCAAAAGCUGCAGUCCGAGGAGAGGGCUCGCAAAGUGGAGGUGUCGGAGUUGAAGAUGAGAUAUGAGAACAGAGUGACUGUGAUCUCUGAUGAGCUGACCCAGGUGCAAGGACAGGUGUCCAGGUUCAAGAGGGAGAGAGAUACGUUCAAACACAUGCUGGAGGGAGCGCAGAAGACGAUUGCAGAGUUGAAGGCUUCAGGAAACACUCCACGUAGCAGCGUCAGCUUUGAUGAUUCGGAGGAGUAUCGAGGUCAGAUUACAGCCUUGGAGCAGCAGAUCAGCUGUAUGGAGGAUGAGUUGUCAGAAGCGAGACUGGAAAGUUCUCGACUCAAGACAGAACUGGUGUCAGAGCGCUCGGCUUGGGAGAUCAAGAUGUCGGAGAUGACCUCCAAGUUGAAUGAGUUGGAAGAAGACAGAAUACUAAGUGGCAGAACGAAGAUCGCAGGUCUAAAGUCACGGCUGGAGCUCGCGUGGCAGAAAGAAAGAGAGGAUCAACAGCGGCUGCUGCAAGAAACAUCAACAUUAGCCCGCGACUUGCGGCAGACACUGUUCGAGGUCGAACGUGAAAGAGACAAGGAACGUUUGGAGUCAAAACGUAAACUUGAACAAUUGAAGAAGACUGUAGAGGAGGAACAAGAUGAAAACAAGAAAAAGAUGACCGAGUUGCAAAACGAUCUACUGGAAUUGCGAGAUGCCCAUGCAAAGUUGAGGACAACCAACGAGAAGUUGAGAAGAGACAAGGAACGGUUUGAGAAGGAGAGAGAAUCCUUGAAAGCAAUGACUACUGCUAGAAGAAAAGCAGAAAUAGAUGAUGACCGCAAAAUAAAUUCGCUACUUCAAUUGGUAGACGAGCUGAUGAGGCUAGCCCCGGAUCUUUUCCCGAGCAAGUCAGAACCUGUUAAUGUGGCUCAACCUACUCCACCUGCACGUAGAAAAGGUUCAAAAUCCAGAGAAACGUCACCGAUGGUAGAGAGAAGGGACCUCAGCAAAGAGUCAUCCCCAGCAGUGGGCGGCAAGUCAGAGCAGAUGCAGAUCGUCUUGAGUCGUUUGACGGAGGCGACACAGGAGUUGAGACGCAGCCAACGAGCGGCCGAGGAGAGAGACAGGGAGAGAGCACGACGAGCCUUUGCUGCCAGGAGAGCGGGAUCGACAGACUCCGAUGCGUCUGGUAGUGUUUCUAUGAGUGUAGCGGCUGGGGGAGCGAAGCGCAAGGGAAGUCUUUACCGCAAGAGUCUCUCUCUGGAGCAGACAUCUGCAUUGUCCGCAGUUCAAGACAAGAUAUGGAAGGACGACAGAGAAGGAAGUUUAACAAGUAUGCAAUCACUGGAUGAUACAGAAUCCAAAUAUGCAAAUAUUCAAAGACGAGACCCAAGUCUAGACAGCCGACUAUCUGGUGGCUCGACCCAAAGUGAAGUUCUUCCAUCCGACAAGAAACAGAAGAAGGGUUUGUUUGGAAAGCUGAAAAAGCUAACAAAAUCUUCUAGGAGCGUAGAUCAUGAUCGAGAAUACGCCCUUAGUGAGACGGAUAGAGGGUCGGACACCAGUCUAGGGUCUAUAGGAGUUGAUGAUCCUCGAGGAAGCAAAAGUAACCUGAAAGACAGAAUUGUCGAUAUAUUCAAGAAAUCGGGGUCCACUUCUAGAGCUGGCAGUAUGGAGCGAGGAGCUAAGCCUCCAUUGCCUAGUCAGCCUGACGUUGGUUCUGACUCGACCCAACGACCUCUGCGAGCCACAAGUAUGACCAGAACAGAGCCUUCGCCUGCCCGGAGUGAUGUGAGUCAAUCAUCGGUUUCGUCUCGACCCGCAGCAACACCUUCCGCAGUCAAACGUCCUCCAGGCAGUGCUCCUCUGCUGCGGAAAACUGCAGCCAAGAAAUAAACCUUGUGUUUCACCACAUCCCAGCCCACCAGUGUUCAACCCUUCAUGUAUAUAGUCCUCACUCAUACAUUGUACAGUUUUAUAAAAGUGCCUUGACGAUAUUUUUGAGAAAGGGCGAUGAUUGUGAAUAUUAAAGACAGUUAGACAUA